UGACUUGCAUCCUCACAAUUCAACCCAACAUUCCACCCACUGUUGUUCCUGAGUCGCGCCGAGCACCGUCACCUGCGACCUUCUAGUGAUUGCCCUGAAGAGCUUGGAAUCUUCACUUCGAAUACCUUACUUCCAGCCGACUGCAUAUCCCUCGAUAAUCUAACGAACCUACGGCAACAAUUGCCACCAUCACCUACAGCCCUGCCCAAGCCUUUCUCCUUGGAUUGUGAAGCCGCGCUCUGACACCAGACCACUGCUCCUCUGCAGCACUUUUCACGCCAUUCACACCGCAACCCUUGCGCUUGCAUCGCUUUGACUGCCUUGUCGAUCAACCACUGCUGUUCAAGACACUCCCUCGCUCGAGCCCGUAUCAUGGCUAUGACCGAAGCUGCCGCCCAACCACAUGGGCGUUUGGGCCGUCGGCGACCCUUCUCGGCAUUGAUGAAGAAAUUAGCGAACCUUAAGGCAACAUCUUCAGGAGACGGAAGCCGUCAUUCUAGCUCGAAACGAAACGGGGCAAAAAAGCAACAGAACAAUCCGUAUCCUCUGUCGGGCCGCGUCGCAAUCGAUGAGUCUCCGCACCACAGCCGCUACUCAGUAUCUCCCGUCCGAAGCCGGCGAAGGGAAAGCACCGCAUCUCUGGAGCGCUCCGAUUCUGUCAGGAUAUCGAGCGACGAGCAUCCGCCCCCAACCAUGGGUGGACGCUCAAUAGCGCCGACAGUAUCAACCGUCGCCCCUUCAUACGGAGAGUCGUCACUCGCCACCGCCAGCCGCACCGUGACCGGCAGACGAGGCGGCGACAGCACCUUCUCUUCCCCGGCACCAUCAGUCCGAUCGCUGACCACGACUCUGACCACGAUACAAACGAUUACGCCUAACCCAGGCGGCAGCAACAACCACCACACAACCGCCAACCACCACAACCCCAACUCACAAGCAAUCCACUUCAACCAGCCCUUCCCCUCCAACGCCGGACCGAUAUCUGCCAUCCCCGCGCACCUAGCCACCUACCACUCGGCAACCGCCAACAACAUCUUGACCGACAACGCCUCCAUCCUGACCCUCGCGUCCUCCUCGAAACGCCACCGCCGCCGCGGCUCCCUCGACGAGGACGCCUCAACCCGCGCCCUGGCGCCCUCCUCCCUGUGGGGCGGCAGCCGCGAGUCGCUGCCGCUCAGCGUGCUCUCGGCCAACAUGGACGGUACAACAACAGCUGCUGGUGGUCCGACGACCCCGGGUCUACACCGCGGCGCAAGCAUCGCGAACGAAAGGACGAGUAUUUACUCUGUUACGGGUAUCUAUGGAACGGCUGCGGGGAGCGAUAGGAAUAGUUUCUAUGCCAAGCAGGGGUUUGGCGGUGGG
Messenger RNA from Parathielavia appendiculata, 1362 nucleotides. RefSeq lists its product as uncharacterized. The transcript is spliced from 2 exons. The record is from RefSeq and is a predicted model, not a curated record. Lineage: Eukaryota; Fungi; Ascomycota; Sordariomycetes; Sordariales; Chaetomiaceae. The annotation marks the transcript as partial.